CUCGUAACUGCUGAUAUGGUUGACGGCAGACUGGAGGCGAGCCUGGUUCUCAGUGAGAGAGGAAGGAAAUCCUGUCUGUAUCCCCAGGCUGUGGCGCUCACACGCAGAGGGACGAUGAGAAUAAGCUGGGUUCGAUGGCUGGCUUCUUUGCUGGCCUUGGGCACUGGAAUACUCUACAUCACAUCCAUUAAGCGGGAGGUUCAUUCUCAUGGGGAAAGACUGCAGAGGGCCCAUCAGAAUGACUCAGUCAGGGGCCAGGACAUGCUCAAGAGGCUGGAGAAGAUGGAGGCUCACAUCGAGAAGUUGGUGAAGUCAGUCAACAACGGGAUCAGUCUGAAAGAGGGGCAGGCUGUGAAGGCUACCGAGGUCAAGAAGGAGAGGAAGGUGGUGAAGAAGUUGUACCCCAACUCAGCUCUGUUUACAACCUGGGGUGAUGAGCUCUCAGAGGAGGAGCAGAAAGAGGCAGAGGGGCUGUUUCAGAUGUAUGGAUACAACGCCUUCCUGAGUGACAGACUACCCCUGAACAGGGAAAUCCCUGAUACUCGCGAUCCUAAGUGUGCUAAUCACCAGUACCCCCAUGACCUGCCCACCAUCAGCGUGGUGUUGAUCUACUUGGACGAGGCCCUGUCAAUCAUCAAGAGAGCUGUCCGCAGCAUCAUAGACAAGACCCAACGCCUGCUUAAAGACAUCAUACUGGUGGAUGACCACAGCUCCAAUGAGGACCUAAAGGAGAAGUUGGAUGCCUACAUCAGCUUGAUCGAUGAAGAGCGUCCGGGCCUGUUGAAGAGAGUGAGACACCUGGAGCAGCUCGGUCUCACACAGGCCCGCCUCUCAGGGUGGAGGGAAGCUGAAGGAGACGUGGUGGCCAUCUUGGAUGCCCACAUAGAAGUUCACGUGGAAUGGGCGGAGCCUCUGUUAGCUCGGAUAAAGGAGGACCGCACGUUGGUGUUGACACCGGUGUUUGACAAAGUCCAUUUCGAUGACUUGACAGUCACGCGUUAUUGGCCGAGUACAAACGCCUUUGACUGGGCCCUGUGGUGUAUGUAUGAGUCCUUCAGACCUGAGUGGUAUGCCUUAAAAGAUGAGACACAGCCAGGAAAGAGCCCCUCCAUUAUGGGCAUACUAGUGGUUGAUCGCCUGUUCUUUGGGGAAAUUGGUGCUCUGGAUGGUGGUAUGAAGAUCUAUGGAGGUGAAAAUGUUGAACUGGGCAUCCGGGUGUGGCUGUGUGGUGGAAGUGUCGAGGUCAUACCUUGUUCUAAAAUAGCCCACAUCGAAAGGGCCCAUAAACCCUAUCUCCCAGACCUGAGCAUUACAAUGAAGAGGAAUGCUCUGAGAGUGGCUGAGGUCUGGAUGGAUGAAUACAAACAUAAUGUCAACAUCGCCUGGAACCUCCCACUGAAGGAUCAUGGCAUAGACAUUGGGGAUGUUUCAGAGAGGAAGAAGUUGAGAAAGAGUCUGAACUGCAAACCCUUCCAGUGGUAUCUGGACAAUGUGUAUCCAAUGUUAGACCCCCUGGGUGACUUGCUUGGUUAUGGAGCUCUGGUCAAUGACCUGAAGAUGGAUCUCUGUAUAGAUCAAGGCCCAGUUCCGGGGAACACACCUAUUUUAUAUGGAUGUCAUUAUUUUGGUCCACAGAACUGUUAUUAUCGAGCCAGCGGGGAGAUCUACAUUGGAGGCAUCAAGUCUCACAAGUACAACAGUAAUCGCUGUCUGAUGGACAUUGGCACUCAAACCCCAGGACUGUAUGAUUGCAAGGAGGCCAAGCAGAAGGGAUUCCACAUGCUCUGGGAAUUUCAACAGGCGAGCCUGGUUCUCAGUGAGAGAGGAAGGAAAUCCUGUCUGUAUCCCCAGGCUGUGGCGCUCACACGCAGAGGGACGAUGAGAAUAAGCUGGGUUCGAUGGCUGGCUUCUUUGCUGGCCUUGGGCACUGGAAUACUCUACAUCACAUCCAUUAAGCGGGAGGUUCAUUCUCAUGGGGAAAGACUGCAGAGGGCCCAUCAGAAUGACUCAGUCAGGGGCCAGGACAUGCUCAAGAGGCUGGAGAAGAUGGAGGCUCACAUCGAGAAGUUGGUGAAGUCAGUCAACAACGGGAUCAGUCUGAAAGAGGGGCAGGCUGUGAAGGCUACCGAGGUUAAGAAGGAGAGGAAGGUGGUGAAGAAGUUGUACCCCAACUCAGCUCUGUUUACAACCUGGGGUGAUGAGCUCUCAGAGGAGGAGCAGAAAGAGGCAGAGGGGCUGUUUCAGAUGUAUGGAUACAACGCCUUCCUGAGUGACAGACUACCCCUGAACAGGGAAAUCCCUGAUACUCGCGAUCCUAAGUGUGCUAAUCACCAGUACCCCCAUGACCUGCCCACCAUCAGCGUGGUGUUGAUCUACUUGGACGAGGCCCUGUCAAUCAUCAAGAGAGCUGUCCGCAGCAUCAUAGACAAGACCCCCCAACGCCUGCUUAAAGACAUCAUACUGGUGGAUGACCACAGCUCCAAUGAGGACCUAAAGGAGAAGUUGGAUGCCUACAUCAGCUUCAUCGAUGAAGAGCGUCCGGGCCUGUUGAAGAGAGUGAGACACCUGGAGCAGCUCGGUCUCACACAGGCCCGCCUCUCAGGGUGGAGGGAAGCUGAAGGAGACGUGGUGGCCAUCUUGGAUGCCCACAUAGAAGUUCACGUGGAAUGGGCGGAGCCUCUGUUAGCUCGGAUAAAGGAGGACCGCACGUUGGUGUUGACACCGGUGUUUGACAAAGUCCAUUUCGAUGACUUGACAGUCACGCGUUAUUGGCCGAGUACAAACGCCUUUGACUGGGCCCUGUGGUGUAUGUAUGAGUCCUUCAGACCUGAGUGGUAUGCCUUAAAAGAUGAGACACAGCCAGGAAAGAGCCCCUCCAUUAUGGGCAUACUAGUGGUUGAUCGCCUGUUCUUUGGGGAAAUUGGUGCUCUGGAUGGUGGUAUGAAGAUCUAUGGAGGUGAAAAUGUUGAACUGGGCAUCCGGGUGUGGCUGUGUGGUGGAAGUGUCGAGGUCAUACCUUGUUCUAAAAUAGCCCACAUCGAAAGGGCCCAUAAACCCUAUCUCCCAGACCUGAGCAUUACAAUGAAGAGGAAUGCUCUGAGAGUGGCUGAGGUCUGGAUGGAUGAAUACAAACAUAAUGUCAACAUCGCCUGGAACCUCCCACUGAAGGAUCAUGGCAUAGACAUUGGGGAUGUUUCAGAGAGGAAGAAGUUGAGAAAGAGUCUGAACUGCAAACCCUUCCAGUGGUAUCUGGACAAUGUGUAUCCAAUGUUAGACCCCCUGGGUGACUUGCUUGGUUAUGGAGCUCUGGUCAAUGACCUGAAGAUGGAUCUCUGUAUAGAUCAAGGCCCAGUUCGGAACACACCUAUUUUAUAUGGAUGUCAUUAUUUUGGUCCACAGAACUGUUAUUAUCGAGCCAGCGGGGAGAUCUACAUUGGAGGCAUCAAGUCUCACAAGUACAACAGUAAUCGCUGUCUGAUGGACAUUGGCACUCAAACCCCAGGACUGUAUGAUUGCAAGGAGGCCAAGCAGAAGGGAUUCCACAUGCUCUGGGAAUUUCAACAGGCGAGCCUGGUUCUCAGUGAGAGAGGAAGGAAAUCCUGUCUGUAUCCCCAGGCUGUGGCGCUCACACGCAGAGGGACGAUGAGAAUAAGCUGGGUUCGAUGGCUGGCUUCUUUGCUGGCCUUGGGCACUGGAAUACUCUACAUCACAUCCAUUAAGCGGGAGGUUCAUUCUCAUGGGGAAAGACUGCAGAGGGCCCAUCAGAAUGACUCAGUCAGGGGCCAGGACAUGCUCAAGAGGCUGGAGAAGAUGGAGGCUCACAUCGAGAAGUUGGUGAAGUCAGUCAACAACGGGAUCAGUCUGAAAGAGGGGCAGGCUGUGAAGGCUACCGAGGUCAAGAAGGAGAGGAAGGUGGUGAAGAAGUUGUACCCCAACUCAGCUCUGUUUACAACCUGGGGUGAUGAGCUCUCAGAGGAGGAGCAGAAAGAGGCAGAGGGGCUGUUUCAGAUGUAUGGAUACAACGCCUUCCUGAGUGACAGACUACCCCUGAACAGGGAAAUCCCUGAUACUCGCGAUCCUAAGUGUGCUAAUCACCAGUACCCCCAUGACCUGCCCACCAUCAGCGUGGUGUUGAUCUACUUGGACGAGGCCCUGUCAAUCAUCAAGAGAGCUGUCCGCAGCAUCAUAGACAAGACCCCCCAACGCCUGCUUAAAGACAUCAUACUGGUGGAUGACCACAGCUCCAAUGAGGACCUAAAGGAGAAGUUGGAUGCCUACAUCAGCUUCAUCGAUGAAGAGCGUCCGGGCCUGUUGAAGAGAGUGAGACACCUGGAGCAGCUCGGUCUCACACAGGCCCGCCUCUCAGGGUGGAGGGAAGCUGAAGGAGAUGUGGUGGCCAUCUUGGAUGCCCACAUAGAAGUUCACGUGGAAUGGGCGGAGCCUCUGUUAGCUCGGAUAAAGGAGGACCGCAAGUUGGUGUUGACACCGGUGUUUGACAAAGUCCAUUUUGAUGACUUGACAGUCACACGUUAUUGGCCGAAUGCAAACGCUUUUGACUGGGCCCUGUGGUGUAUGUAUGAGUCCUUCAGACCUGAGUGGUAUGCCUUACAAGACGAGACACAGCCAGGAAAGAGCCCCUCCAUUAUGGGCAUAUUAGUGGUUGAUCGCCUGUUCUUUGGGGAAAUUGGUGCUCUGGAUGGUGGUAUGAAGAUCUAUGGAGGUGAAAAUGUUGAACUGGGCAUCCGGGUGUGGCUGUGUGGUGGAAGUGUCGAGGUCAUACCUUGUUCUAAAAUAGCCCACAUCGAGAGGGCCCAUAAACCCUAUCUCCCAGACCUGAGCAUUACAAUGAAGAGGAAUGCUCUGAGAGUGGCUGAGGUCUGGAUGGAUGAAUACAAACAUAAUGUCAACAUCGCCUGGAACCUCCCACUGAAGGAUCAUGGCAUAGACAUUGGGGAUGUUUCAGAGAGGAAGAAGUUGAGAAAGAGUCUGAACUGCAAACCCUUCCAGUGGUAUCUGGACAAUGUGUAUCCAAUGUUAGACCCCCUGGGUGACUUGCUUGGUUAUGGAGCUCUGGUCAAUGACCUGAAGAUGGAUCUCUGUAUAGAUCAAGGCCCAGUUCCGGGGAACACACCUAUUUUACAUGGAUGCCAUUAUUUUCCUCCACAGAACUGUUAUUAUCGAGCCAGCGGGGAGAUCUACAUUGGAGGCAUCAAGUCUCACAAGUACAACAGUAAUCGCUGUCUGAUGGACAUUGGCACUCAAACCCCAGGACUGUAUGAGUGCAAGGAGGCCAAGCAGAAGGGAUUCCACAUGCUCUGGGAAUUUCAACAGGGAAAAGCCAUCCAGAACAGACAGACAAAGAGAUGUCUGGAGAUUGCCCUAGGGGAGGACACUUUCUACCAGCUCAUCAUUCAGGAGUGCAGUGGGCAGCACUGGUUAAUACGGAAUGUGAUAAAAGACUUCUGAUACACUGAGAUAGUUAGGCCUACUGUACCAGAGACAAUACAGCAGGACUGUAGGAGUUAUCCUGAGAUCAUAAGCAAGUGGGAAGUUGGUAUUUACCACAAACGAUUGGUAAAAAUCCACUUGAACACCCCUCCAACUGGUAAUUAACAGUGGGAAACUCUGGGAGAUUACCAGUGGGAAACCUCUGACGUCACCUACUAAGGAAAUUACCUUUUAAACAGCAUUGUCAGUAGUUAAAUGCAACAACAAAACAUUAUUUACACAAAGAUUUUGAACACUAAUUUUUGUACAAACACGAUAGCUGUACUUAUAGUUUAUGGUUGACGCAGCUUGUUGGCCGUUAGCCAAUCUGAGUUUCUCAACGAGUUCAAAGCACGUGAAUACAUCCAACUGAUAUUUACGACUUCACAACUGGUAAUUACCACCUUCCCACUUCUUUAUGAACACAGCAUUAUCAUUACACUUUGAAAAGCCAAUCAGUGGUCAGCAGUGAGAUGACUGUGUGAUCUUAGUGAACUGCUGGUUGGACAUGGCUUCAUGGGGACAUAUAUACAGUUUCUUCACAGAAUGUGGAAGCCAUUGAGCUGUGUUCUCCUUGGUCCUGAUUGUAAAUGCAGAGAAAUAAUAAAUAUGAUUCCUGUA
Molecule: messenger RNA, 6108 nt
Organism: Oncorhynchus tshawytscha (Chinook salmon)
Lineage: Eukaryota; Metazoa; Chordata; Actinopteri; Salmoniformes; Salmonidae
Cellular component (GO): Golgi apparatus
Source: RefSeq, a predicted model, not a curated record